AUGAAGACGGGCGAGAAGCCUGCAGCGGCCGCAGUCGUGGAUCCGUCUGAGAAGCUCAAGGGAUCGCAAAAGUAUUAUCGCGGGUUUGUUGCUGGUGUCUUCUCGGGCAUCGCGAAGCUCUCAGCAGUCGGCCACCCGUUCGACACUAUCAAAGUCCGCCUUCAAACCACCGACAGUUCACAGUUCAAAGGACCGCUGGACUGUCUGCUACAGACGGUGCGCAAUGAGGGUGUCAGAGGACUGUACAAAGGCGCCUCGCCUCCACUGGUGGGCUGGAUGUUCAUGGACAGCAUCAUGCUAGGCUCCCUAAGCAUAUACCGCCGCGUCCUCAACGACAAUUUCUUUAAUCCCCACCUCGCCGGCCAAGAGCAGCCCAAACUCCCAAUUAUCGGCCACGCAGCUGCAGGCACAAUGGCAGGCUUGACGGUAUCCUUUGUCGCCGCGCCCGUCGAGCACAUCAAAGCACGCCUACAAGUGCAAUACCAGGCCGAUAAGAGCAAGCGCCUAUACAGCGGGCCCAUCGAUUGCCUACAGAAAAUCUACCGUGGCCACGGCAUCCCCGGCGUCUACCACGGCCUCAGCGCGACACUCCUGUUCCGUACUUUCUUCUGCUUCUGGUGGGGCACAUAUGCGCUGUUCACACGCACCUUCGAGCAACACACCAGUCUUUCCACCCCAGCUAUCAACUUCUGGGCCGGUGGGCUGUCGGCACAGAUCUUCUGGAUGACGUCGUACCCCAGUGAUGUGAUCAAGCAGAAGAUUAUGACGGAUCCGUUGGGCGCGGGGAGAAGAUAUCCAAAGUGGCGCGAUGCGGCUAAGACGGUGUACAGGGAAGCUGGCUUGAAGGGGUAUUGGAGAGGGUUUCUGCCGUGUUUCUUGAGGGCGUUCCCGGCAAAUGCUAUGGCGCUUGUUGCGUUCGAGGGUGUUAUGAGGAGUCUUCCCGAGUAG
Molecule: messenger RNA, 948 nt
Organism: Dothidotthia symphoricarpi CBS 119687
Lineage: Eukaryota; Fungi; Ascomycota; Dothideomycetes; Pleosporales; Dothidotthiaceae
Product: mitochondrial carnitine/acylcarnitine carrier protein
Exons: 3
Coding region: 1-948 (315 amino acids)
Biological process (GO): transport
Molecular function (GO): transmembrane transporter activity
Source: RefSeq, a predicted model, not a curated record